AAGGAAUUAAUUUUCGAAGCCUCUUACGAUAGUGGGGCAUCCACCUAACUCUCCGAUUUUAGCCCCGCGAUUUACUUUUCUUUAUCGAUAGGGCUUCAGUUUCCUGGUUCCGACCCGGCUAUGUGGGUCACGGAGUUGCAGGGAUCCAGAGGCGACAAGGAUUUCUCUUAUAUGCCCAGCCACUAAGAUCUAUCACUUACUCAUCUCUACCUACUCACUUGGCGACUUAAGAAACUUACAUCUUAUUGUUGAGAUUUAUUGGUGUUAUUCGGAUUAAGAUGAUAUAUAAGAUGGCUUGAUAUGAGAUGAGACGAAGAAAUAUCGCCAACAACCUCUCAUGGCUCUCUUACGGCGCCUUCUCACCACCCUCGCUAGGCCAUGUAUAAGACCUCAUAGAUCUAAUAUACACCCUGGCGUGUGCCGUUACCUCAGCCUAGAGACCGUCUCUCACCCUUCGAACCGGGUCCAAGUGUAUAUCUCACGGUCGACAGACCCGUACCUUAAUCUGUCCAUCGAGCAUUUCCUGCUCCAAAAGUCUCCCCUGGACUCCUUCGUACUGUUCCUGUAUACGAACCGGCCCUGCGUCGUCAUCGGCCGGAACCAAAAUCCCUGGGUCGAGGUGAACUUAGGCGCUCUCAAGCGAUCGAACGCGAUAAUCUCCGGUGAAGGUAGUACGCCUGGAAAAGGAGAUGAAAGUCCGAAAGAUGACGGCGUCCUCCUAGUCCGCCGGAGGUCCGGCGGCGGCACCGUCUUCCACGACCUCGGCAACGUGAACUACAGCGUGAUCUGCCCGUCGGCCCCCCUCGACCGGAAUAAGCACGCGGCCAUGGUCGUGCGAGCGCUAUCCACCCUCGCCGUCCCGGAAAACGACGUCUCGUUCCGCGUCAACGAGCGGCACGACAUCGUGCUCGACGUCUCCUCGUCUUCCGCAGCAGCACAGCAACAGCAACCCCAGACCCAAAAAACCUUCAAGGUCUCCGGCUCCGCGUACAAGCUGAUAUGCGAGCGCUUCCUCCACCACGGGACCUGUCUCCUGUCCUCGCCCAACUUAUCGCUCGUCGGCGCGCUGCUACGCUCCCCCGCCGCGCCGUACAUCAAGGCGCGCGGCGCCGAGAGCGUGCGCAGCGCCAUCCGCAACGUCGGCGUCGCGGACCUGGGGUCCUUCGAGGAGGCCGUCGUUGCUGAGUUCGGUGCCAUGUACGGGGCCGUGGAUCCCGAGAUCAUCGACGCGGCCGAUGUCCAGAAGAUCUUAGAGGAGGGGCCUUUUGUCGUGAAGGGGUAUGUUGAGCUUCAGUCACCGGAGUGGAUAUACACGCAAACCCCCCAAUUCACCUUCUCCUUGUACCCCACCUCCGAAGACCCGCGUCCACGCCCUGCUCUCCCGGCCACCAUGCCGCCCUCCCCCCUCGCCAUGACGGUACGCCACGGCCAGAUCGUCGACGUUUUCGGGUCCAGUCUACUCCAGCCUCUAAUCUCGACGUACCUCCACCAAGUCCCCGACUGGCGGCCCCGAAUCAACGAUGAGUACACCGGGACCUUGCUUAACUAUUUAUUUGGUGUAGGCCCUAUUGAGCACUUGACGCGCUUCAAGAGUUCUGAGUAGUUAAAGAUUUAAAGUGUGAAUAAAACCAUUUACUUAUCUACUUCUCAUGUCUACCUAACGUAUAAGGAGUAUCUCGAAAGACAAGAAAUAAAAAAAGCCAGGACUGAGUAGUGCUGUUACUCCUGUAUACUAUAUAUAGAUGCACAUAGACCUGUGGAAAACCGGCAUAUAGA
This is a messenger RNA of Annulohypoxylon truncatum, 1776 nucleotides long. RefSeq lists its product as uncharacterized. Gene Ontology annotation, molecular function: lipoyltransferase activity. The record is from RefSeq and is a predicted model, not a curated record. NCBI's taxonomy places the organism in Eukaryota, Fungi, Ascomycota, Sordariomycetes, Xylariales, Hypoxylaceae. Gene Ontology annotation, cellular component: mitochondrion; cytoplasm. The coding region runs from base 338 to 1603 and encodes 421 amino acids. The transcript has 2 exons. Gene Ontology annotation, biological process: protein lipoylation.